AGUGCGUAAACCAUUUUAGCUUUACGGUAAACUGGACAGAGCGUUCGAGAAAACAGCAUCAACGGAAUAUUUUAUGCGAUUUAAGCUGACGGUAUCUGAAGAUGAUCGAGGUGGUCUGCAACGAUCGUCUGGGCAAGAAAGUCCGGGUCAAGUGCAACUCUGAGGAUACUAUUGGAGAUCUGAAGAAGCUCAUUGCUGCCCAGACAGGAACACGACACGAGAAGAUUGUUUUAAAGAAAUGGUAUACCAUAUUCAAAGAUCACGUGUCUCUGGGUGACUAUGAAAUCCAUGAUGGGAUGAACCUGGAACUGUACUACCAGUAGAGCAGAGAUGGACCACGGGACAACAUACACACGGAUAAAUUGAUGGGAUUUGUUGCAGACCAAAUCACAAUGCUUUGAGGAAAUGAUUGAAAUGGAAAAGGAGCAGAAACACACACACACACACACGUUCGACAUUCAUGACUUGAGGGGACAUUGCAUUGACUUACAUUCAUUUCCUGGAGACUUACUCUAACCUUAACCACAAUUAUUACUGGCCUAAUCCUAACCCUCACCUCACCUUACCCUAACCUCAACCUAACCUUAAAAUGUAGUAAUUUACAUUAUGGGGACUUGCUUUCUGUCCCCACAAAGAAGACAAGUCCCCAUAAUGUGACUGCGUAAACAGGUUUAGGUCCCCACAACAUUAAUAAUACCUGGACACACACAUACAUACACACACACGUCAUUGCUGGUUUAGCUGUUAAUUUUUGCCCACAGAUUAUUCUAUUGAAGAUAUAUUGUUCUGCUAUUAUUUUUGUUUUGAUAUUUUUGGAAGUAAAGCUGAUGUUUACCCACCUUAAA
This is a messenger RNA of Solea senegalensis (Senegalese sole), 845 nucleotides long. RefSeq names its product ubiquitin like 5 (gene ubl5). Lineage: Eukaryota; Metazoa; Chordata; Actinopteri; Pleuronectiformes; Soleidae. The transcript is spliced from 5 exons. Gene Ontology annotation, molecular function: protein tag activity; protein binding. Gene Ontology annotation, cellular component: cytoplasm; nucleus. Gene Ontology annotation, biological process: protein modification process; mRNA splicing, via spliceosome. The coding region runs from base 102 to 323 and encodes 73 amino acids. The record is from RefSeq and is a predicted model, not a curated record.